Molecule: messenger RNA, 3280 nt
Organism: Populus trichocarpa (black cottonwood)
Lineage: Eukaryota; Viridiplantae; Streptophyta; Magnoliopsida; Malpighiales; Salicaceae
Product: putative phospholipid:diacylglycerol acyltransferase 2
Exons: 6
Coding region: 1049-3091 (680 amino acids)
Biological process (GO): lipid metabolic process
Cellular component (GO): cytoplasm
Source: RefSeq, a predicted model, not a curated record
AGAUAUUAUUUAUAGGCACGGAUUAGAAAGAACUCCGUCAUAUGUUCUUGGGCACAGCUCUAGUACUACCAGAGUGCUUCUUCUUGCAAGUUCUAGUGCAAUAAUCAGGGUCCACAGGCACAACCAUUCCAAUGGAGUCAUAUUGACAAUUUGGGUAUCUGUGUUUUUCCCAUGAUCGGGGCUGCAAGACGUUGUCCCCUUUGGAUUCUCUCUUCUUCGCCCAACAGUAAGCACAAGCAGCAUCUCUCUCUCUCUCUCUCAAACCUAACACUACCCUUCUCGAGACUUGCCAUUUUAGACAAACUACAGAAAGGUUUCCCAUCCUUUUUCUCUCUGCCUUUCCUUCCCAGUCCCUGACACCUCUUUUGAUCCCAUACAGAGAGCUGUAGCAAUGGUGUAAAUGACUAUAAGGAGAGACAGCCACGUGAUAAACCAGAAAGAACCCCAAAAUGCUUACUAUUUAAGGAACGGCUCUGUUGCGCGUGAAGGCCACAAGACAAAUGCCCUAUUGGUUUGCACGUAAACAAGCCUGUUCACACACAUACACUUGAGUUUUACACUCCCCUGGUAUAUAUCAUCUCUCACAACUGGCUAGCUCCAAAAACUCCCUUCCUUUUCACCCACCAUGCCUGAAGAGUACUGGGAGAGAUGCUAAAAUUUCUCUCUAUUGUCUUUGUUUUUAUCGGAUUGCUAGGUAGCGCAGUGUUCAUCGCUAGUGCUUCCACUGACACAAUCAUAUCUUCUCCUUCACCACGUGCUCUUGCCUUUUCUUAACGGGUAUCUAAAGCCCAUAGCCUUCUUUGCUCUAUAAUUCACUACAUUUGCAUUCCUGUCUAUUAAUCUAACCAAUCGAUCUUACAGUUUUCCUUAAAGGGUUGUUCAUUGUUUCUGUUAUGCAAGGCGAAUCCUCAGUAGCUAACCAAUCUGUCUUACAUUUUUGUACUACCAAUGACUAGAAAGCUGGCCCAGUCUUUCAUUUCUAAAAAUGGGUUGUUUUGGUUCUUUCUUUUGGUGGUGAAUAAUUAGUUUGAAGUGAUUUUAGUCUUCAAUGGGUUCAAUUCUUCGGUUCAGAAAGCUAUGUUAUGUAGAGCCUGUGAAAUUUGAGUCCUUUCAACCCCAAAAAAUUGACAAGAAAGAAGAAACUGUUGCCACCGAGGCCAAAACUACCUUAGAAAAAAACGAGAAGAGGAAUAAAAGGCAGCCAAAGGAAUGGAGCUGUAUAAACUCAUGUUGUUGGGCAAUUGGGUACUUGUGCACUACCUGGUGGCUUCUUUUGGUCUUGUUUAACUGCAUGCCAGCUACAUUUCCAGGCUUUCAGGUCCUUGAAUCACCUGGAACAAGACUUAAACUUGAAGGCUUGACAGCUCUUCAUCCAGUUGUUUUGGUGCCUGGCAUUGUCACUGGAGGGCUAGAGCUGUGGGAGGGCAAGCCUUGUGCAGAAGGUCUUUUCCGAAAGCGACUCUGGGGUGGUAGCUUUACUGAGGUUUUAAAAAGGCCAUUGUGUUUGCUGGAGCAUCUGGCUUUGCACAAUGAGACUGGUCUUGACCCUCCAGGCAUUCGACUACGUGCAGUGCCAGGGCUGGUUGCAGCUGACUAUUUUGCUCCAGGGUACUUUGUUUGGGCUGUACUCAUUGAGAAUUUAGCAAAAAUUGGUUAUGAAGGGAAGAAUAUGCACAUGGCAGCGUAUGAUUGGAGACUUUCUUUUCAAAAUACAGAGAUUCGGGACCAGACACUAAGUAGAUUGAAGAGUCAAAUAGAGCUUAUGUAUGUAACAAAUGGCUAUAUGAAAGUGGUAGUGGUGCCCCAUUCCAUGGGGGUUAUCUAUUUUCUUCACUUCCUUAAGUGGGUUGAAACACCUCCUCCUAUGGGAGGCGGUGGUGGUCCAGGUUGGUGUGCAAAGCACAUAAAGGCAAUCAUGAAUAUUGGUCCAGUAUUCCUUGGUGUACCUAAGGCAGUCAGUAAUCUGUUCUCUGCCGAAGCCAAAGACGUGGCAUCUAUAAGAGCUAUGGAUCCUGGUGUUUUGGAUUCUGAGAUUCUCAGACUUCAAGCCUUGGAGCAUGUCAUGCGGGUGACUCGAACAUGGGAUUCAAUAGCAUCAUUGUUACCUAAAGGAGGAGAGACUAUCUGGGGUAAUUUGGAUUGGUCUGCUGAAGAGGGGCAUGCUUGUGAUUUAUCAAAGAAAAGAUACUCGCAAGCUUCUGCAGGUGACAAGGAUACAAAUGACAGUGAUGUGAAGAUGGGUUUUCACGUGAAAGAAUCAAAGUACGGAAGGAUCAUUUCUUUCGGGAAGGAAACAUUGCAGUUAUCAUCCUCACAGCUUCCCUCUGUUGAUACAAAGGAAUUUUUGGGCACAAGAACCAACAAGAACACUAACUCAGCAUGUGGAGGAGAGGUUUGGACUGAAUAUGAUGAGAUGUGCAGGGAAACCAUCCGAAAAAUUGCAGAAAAUAAACCCUAUACAGCUAGAACUGUUCUUGAUUUACUCCGCUUUGUGGCUCCGAAAAUGAUGCAACGUGUUGAGAGUCAUUUAUCUUAUGGGAUAGCUGACAAUCUUGAUGAUCCUAAAUAUACUCGUUACAAGUACUGGUCUAACCCACUAGAGACCAAGUUACCUGAUGCACCAGAUAUUGAGAUAUACUGCUCAUAUGGUGUUGGAAUCCCCACCGAAAGAUCAUAUAUCUACAAGCUAUCACCAAAUGAUAAGUGCAAGAGCAUUCCAUUCCGGAUUGAUAGCUCAGUUGAUGGAGAUGAAGACAGUUGCUUGAGAGGUGGAGUAUACUUAACUGAUGGUGAUGAGACUGUGCCAGUAAUAAGUGCUGGUUUCAUGUGUGCGAAGGGGUGGAGAGGAAGAACCCGGUUCAAUCCAUCUGGCAUCGCCACACACAUAAGGGAAUAUCAGCACAAGCCACCAGCUAGCCUCCUGGAGGGAAGGGGUCUGGAGAGUGGAGCACAUGUGGACAUUUUGGGAAAUUUUGCUCUAAUUGAAGAUGUUCUUAGAGUUGCUGCUGGGGCCACUGGUGCCGAAAUUGGAGGUGAUAGAGUUUAUUCCGACAUCUUCAGGAUGUCUGACAGAAUAAAUCUUCGGCUAUGAUCAUGUUGCACGUAUUGACACCGCCAAAAUUCACCAUAACGCAGAGAGUUUGCCACAAGGCUCGGAGAGAGCACUAACGCAGAAAGUUGAUUGUAGAACUCUUCAAACCUAAUUAUUGGUGCAUUGACUGGAUUAUUUGUAAGAUCAUGAUGUAUGGAUAUUUUAUUUAAUGUGAAUUAUUACAAUCAA